Molecule: messenger RNA, 3072 nt
Organism: Aethalodelphis obliquidens (Pacific white-sided dolphin)
Lineage: Eukaryota; Metazoa; Chordata; Mammalia; Artiodactyla; Delphinidae
Gene: ST3GAL5
Product: ST3 beta-galactoside alpha-2,3-sialyltransferase 5
Exons: 7
Coding region: 926-2098 (390 amino acids)
Molecular function (GO): lactosylceramide alpha-2,3-sialyltransferase activity
Source: RefSeq, a predicted model, not a curated record
CUUUUUUCUUGCAGUAUCUUUCUGUGCCAAUAAAUGUAUGAACCGAAUACCUUGAGUGCUUCUCAGACUUUAACGUUCAUAUGAAUCCUGUGAUUCAGCAGAUGGAGGGGGCAGUGCUGAGACUUUGCAAGUCUAACCUGCUCCCAGCUGAUGCUGAGGCUGUGGCCACAGAUUGCACUUCUGUAGCAAAGGCUUUAACAACUGCAGAGUAUUCUAAGUGGUUUGCACCAUAAUUUACCAACAAAUUCCCCUGCUGCUCGACAUGUUAGAUGUUUCAGUAGAGUUUACACUUUACUCUUUGCUCUUAGAAUUGCUGUUAACAUUCAGUUUUAGUUUUAAUCUUAAAUAUCAUUGGGAAAGUACACUUGUGGGGAGGGGGAGUUUAUCUUGUUUGAUAACAGGCCAUAGGCGAGUCAUGCACAUUCCAUUCAAUGUGGGAUGUUUCUUAAGGGCCUGCUGUGUGCCAAGCCCUAUCCUAGGUGUUAGGGUUACAAAGAUGAGCAGAGCCCCGGCCCUGCAGCUCAGUCCUCCAGGUGCUUGCAGAAAGGUAGAGGAGACCCCAAACGUACACAGAACAUUUCAGUUCAUAAACAGAGAUGGGGAAGUGCCCAGGGACAGUUAUGGUGUUGAAAAUGAUCUUCACAGAGAAGGAGAAGGGUUUAAGGAUGAAAGGAGACACUUCACCAGGCAGAUCGUUGGUGGGGGGGAUUCCCACCAGGAUUCCAGACGGAGCGUGCAUCUGUACAAAGGCACGGAGGCAACAGUGUGGCACAUCCAGCCUUCUAACAGUACUUCUUUGUGGCUAGAGUGUAACAGACAAGUUUGUCACCUGACGUCACAGCACCUGAGAUGAGCUGGGAGCCAGUAAGCAGGUACACGGAAAGAUGGCUUUGAAGGGACAAAACUGAGACAGGGGAGUCUGGCAAUGCCAAGCCAGUAUAACCGUGUGAAGCUGCAAAGCGAUUGCUCGCGGCCCUCCCUGCAAUGGUACACCCGUGCUCAGAACAAGAUGAGAAGACCCAGCUUGUUGUUAAAAGACAUCCUCAAGUGUACAUUGCUUGUGUUCGGAGUGUGGAUCCUUUAUAUCCUCAAGUUAAAUUAUACUACUGAAGAAUGUGACAUGAAAAAAGUGCAUUAUGUGGACCCCAACCGCAUAAAGAGAGCCCAGCAAUAUGCCCAGGAAGUCCUGCAGAAGGAAUGCCGGCCCCAGUUCGCCAAGAGGUCGAUGGUGCAGCUCUUCAGGCACAGGUACACCUCGGACCUGCCACCUUUCGUGACGAAGGCCCCCGCAGGGAGCGAGGCCGAGUACAAGUACGACCCUCCUUUCGGAUUCCGCAAGUUCUCCGAGAAAGUCCAGAGCCUCUUGGAACUCUUGCCCGAGCAUGACUUUCCUGCACACUUGAAAGCCAAGAGCUGCAGGCGUUGUGUGGUCAUUGGAAGUGGUGGAAUCCUCCACGGGCUAGAGCUGGGCCGGGCCCUGAACCAGUUCGAUGUUGUGAUAAGGUUAAACAGUGCACCGGUUGAAGGAUAUUCAGAGCAUGUUGGAAAUAAAACUACUAUAAGGAUGACUUAUCCGGAGGGUGCACCACUGUCUGACCUCGAAUAUUAUUCCAAUGACUUGUUUGUUGCUGUUUUAUUUAAGAGUGUUGACUUCAACUGGCUUCAGGCGAUGGUCAAAAAUGAAACCCUGCCGUUUUGGGUGCGACUCUUCUUUUGGAAGCAGGUGGCGGAAAAAAUCCCACUCCAGCCAAAACAGUUCAGGAUUUUGAAUCCGGUUAUUAUCAAAGAGACUGCCUUUGACAUCCUUCGAUACUCAGAGCCUCAGUCAAGGUUCUGGGGCCGAGAUAAGAACGUCCCCACGAUUGGUGUCAUUGCCGUUGUCUUAGCCACGCAUCUGUGCGAUGAAGUCAGUUUGGCAGGCUUUGGCUAUGACCUCAGCCAACCCAGAACACCUUUGCACUACUUUGACAAUCUCUGUAUGGCUGCCAUGAACUUUCAGACCAUGCACAAUGUGACCACAGAGACCGGGUUCCUCCUGAAGCUGGUCAGAGAGGGCGUGGUGAGGGAUCUCAGCGGAGGCAUCCAUUGUGAAUUUUGAACCCAGAAAACCUCACUUGAAAAUGCAGUUCUGACCAGGAGGGCUGUUUUUCACAGCCUUCUUGACGCGUCCUGCAAGAACUUUGAAGUGCAGCUGGUGUUUUUUAACUUUUAAUUUAAAAAACAAAAACAAUACAAAAAGUUCUGCUCUUCCCACUUUUUUUCCCUAUUUAUUUGAAGCCAGUGUUUUUGCACAAAAUUUUGUAAGUUAAUUUUGAGAAUGGGAAAGACUUUCCAAAGAGAAUUGUAUGUAAUGAUGUUUUAUUGUAUUCUAAGAAAGUUAUUUAAUUUGUAAAAACUCUGUUCAUGUCUACUGCACAUAGAAUCCCAGGUCAUUAUGUGGAAGAAGGGAGGUGACUCCUUUGAUGACAGCCCUGAAUGCCUGACUCUGGUUCUCUGUUAGUCUGUUUGGUGGGACAGAUGUCGGAAGCACUUCCAGGGUGAUGUGCUGGGUAGCUAAACCACUGGGACUGGUUGGGCCAUGCUGCUGCAUGAGGCCUGGGCCGGUCGGAGAAGUUCACCGUCCCUCUCUGUUGAUCUGCCUUCUGCAGGAAGACUUGUAGGAAUCAAGCAGGGGAGCUGUCCUGCAGGUCCCAGGUCAAGGAGGGACACAGACAUUUUCUGUGUCCUCCGAGUACUGCAACACUGCCCCAGGCGGACAACUCUUGGAUUUCUUGAGAGUUUUUAACUGCCUUCCAAACACUUAAAUGUUAAUCCAGAUUAUUCCACUGUCUGUCUGAGGUGGCUUAUAAAAAUUAGGACAAAGCCUCUGUUCUCCAGAGUCGUAGAGGAAUAAACUCUUUCCAGGAAUAAUCAUGUUUUCUGAAACACUGAAAUGAAGUCUUCCCAGUGUUAUAAAUUGCCUGUUUAAGAAAAAACGUUGUUUUUUUUUUUUUUUUUGAAUGCCUCCUUGGCAGUGUGUACCCGGCAGUGUGCUGGUCAAAAAAAAAAAAAAGAAUAAAAGCUUUUGAGGAA